Molecule: messenger RNA, 4498 nt
Organism: Myotis lucifugus (little brown bat)
Lineage: Eukaryota; Metazoa; Chordata; Mammalia; Chiroptera; Vespertilionidae
Product: nesprin-1-like
Cellular component (GO): membrane
Molecular function (GO): protein binding
Source: RefSeq, a predicted model, not a curated record
GUGGAAUUGUUUGUUCCCCAGGGAUGAGUUCAACCUGAAACUGACCCUCCUCAGUCAUCAGUGGCAGGGAGUGAUCCGCAGGGCCCAGCAAAGGAGAGGCAUCAUCGACAGCCAGAUCCGCCAGUGGCAGCGCUACCGGGAGAUGGCGGAGAAGCUCCGCAAGUGGUUGGUCGACGUGUCCUACCUGCCCGUGAGCGGUCUCGGGAGCGUCCCCAUCCCACUGCAGCAAGCGCGGACCCUCUUCGACGACGUGCAGUUCAAAGAGAAAGUGUUCCUGCGACAACAAGGCAGCUACAUCCUGACCGUGGAGGCGGGCAAGCAGCUGCUGCUCUCUGCCGACAGCGGGGCCCAGGCCGCCUUGCAGGCCGAGCUCACGGAAAUCCAGGAGAAGUGGAAAGCCGCCAGCGUGCGUCUGGAGGAGCAGAAGAAAAAGCUGGCCUUCUUGUUGAAAGACUGGGAGAAGUGUGAGACUGGAAUAGCUGAGUCUCUGGAGAAACUUCGAACUUUCAAAAAGAAGCUUUCCCUGCCUCUGCCGGACCACCAGGAAGAGCUCAUUGCGGAGCAGAUGCGCUGCAAGGAAUUGGAAACUGCAGUGGGCAGCUGGACAGAUGACUUGGCACAGUUGACGUUACUGAAGGACACCCUCUGUGCCUACAUCAGCGCUGAUGACGUGUCCAUGCUGAACGAACGCGGGGAGCUUCUGCAGAGGCAGUGGGAAGAACUGUGCCGCCAGCUCUCCCUACGGCGGCAGCAGGUCAGCGAGAGACUGAAUGAAUGGGCAGUCUUCAGUGAGAAGAACAAGGAGCUUUGCGAAUGGCUGACUCAGAUGGAGAGCAAAGUUUCCCAGAAUGGAGACAUCCUCAUUGAAGAAAUGAUAGAGAAGCUCAAGAAGGAUUAUCAAGAGGAAAUUGCUAUUGCCCAAGAGAACAAAAUACAGCUCCAACAAAUGGGAGAGCGACUCGCUAGAGCCAGCCACGAGAGCAAGGCCUCGGAGAUCGAAUACAAGCUGGGAAAGGUCAAUGACCGGUGGCAGCAUCUCCUGGACCUCAUGGCAGCCAGGAUCAAGAAGCUGAAGGAGACUCUGGUCGCGGUCCAGCAGCUGGACAAGAACAUGAGCAGCCUGAGGACCUGGCUGGCUCACAUUGAGUCAGAGCUGGCCAAGCCCAUCGUCUAUGAUUCCUGCAACUCGGAAGAAAUACAGAAGAAGCUCCAGGAGCAGCAGGACCUUCAGAGAGACAUAGAGAAGCACAGCACGGGCGUGGCUUCCGUCCUCAACCUGUGUGAGGUCCUGCUGCAUGACUGCGACGCGUGUGCCACCGACGCCGAGUGUGACUCCAUCCAGCAGGCCACGCGGAACCUCGACCGGCGAUGGAGAAACAUCUGUGCCAUGUCCAUGGAAAGAAGGCUCAAAAUUGAAGAGACAUGGCAGUUGUGGCAGAAGUUUCUGGAUGACUAUUCGCGUUUUGAAGAUUGGCUCAAGACUUCCGAAAGGACAGCCGCCUUCCCCAGCUCUUCCGGGGUGCUCUAUACAGUUGCCAAGGAAGAACUGAAGAAAUUUGAGGCUUUCCAGCGACAGGUGCACGAGAGCCUGACCCAGCUGGAGCUGAUCAACAAGCAGUACCGCCGCCUGGCCCGAGAGAACCGCACCGACUCCGCCUGCAGCCUAAAGCAGAUGGUCCACGAAGGCAACCAGCGAUGGGACAACCUGCAGAAGCGCGUCAGCUCCAUCUUGCGCAGACUCAAGCAUUUCAUUGGCCAGCGUGAGGAGUUUGAGACGGCACGGGACAGCAUUCUGGUGUGGCUGACGGAGAUGGAUUUACAGCUCACUAAUAUUGAGCAUUUUUCCGAGUGUGAUGUUCACGCUAAAAUAAAGCAGCUCAAGGCCUUCCAGCAGGAAAUUUCGUUGAACCACAACAAGAUCGAGCAGAUCGUUGCCCAAGGAGAGCAGCUGAUUGAGAAGAGCGAGCCCUUGGACGCGGCGGUCAUCGAGGAGGAGCUGGACGAGCUGCGGCGCUACUGUCAGGAGGUCUUCGGGCGCGUGGAGAGAUACCACAAGAAGCUGAUCCGCCUGCCUCUCCCAGACGAUGAGCACGACCUCUCUGACCGGGAGCUGGAGCUGGAGGACUCGGCAGCUCUCUCAGACCUCCGCUGGCAUGACACCUCCGCGGACAGCGUGCUGUCCCCCCAGCCUUCCUCCAACCCCUCCCUCUCCCUCGCCCAGCCCCUCCGGAGCGAGCGGUCAGGACGAGACACCCCUGCCAGUGUGGACUCCAUCCCCCUGGAGUGGGACCAUGACUAUGACCUCAGUCGUGACCUGGAGUCUGCCGUGUCCAGAACUCUGCCCUCUGAGGAUGAAGAGGGUCAGGAAGACAAAGAUUUCUACCUCAGGGGAGCUGUUGGCUUAUCAGAUGUCAGGAUCCCCGAGAGCCCCGAGGCCUAUGUAAAACUCACAGAAAGUGCCAUCAGAAAUACCUCUGGGGAUCCCAGUGCCUUAGAGUCACAGAUCCGACAACUGGGCAAAGCCUUGGACGACAGCCGCCUUCGGAUGCAGCAAACAGAAGAUAUCAUCCGCAGCAAAACUCCCACAGGACCAGAGCUGGACGCCAGCUACCGCGGCUACAUGAAACUGCUGGCGGAGUGCAGCGGCAGCAUCGACUCGGUGAGGAGGCUGGAGCACCAGCUGAAGGAGGAAGAGGAGAACUUCCCUGGCUUCGUGAACCUGAACAGCACUGAAGCCCAGACGGCCGGUGUGAUUGACCGGUGGGAGCUCAUCCAGGCGCAGGCCCUGAGCAAGGAGCUGCGGAUGAAACAGAACCUCCAGAAGUGGCAGCAGUUCGGCUCCGACCUGAACAACAUCUGGACCUGGCUGGGGGCGACGGAGGAGGAGCUGGAGCGGCUCCGGCGCCUGGAGCUCAGCACCGACAUCCAGUCCAUUGAGCUGCAAAUAAAAAAGCUCAAGGUGAGCUGCCCUUGGCCUUUCCCAGAGCAGCCAGACAGGUGCUCCCUGCUGGAGGAGUGGCGGGGCUUGCUCCAGGUCUCGCUGAUGCAGUGUCAGGAUUUCCAUGAGAUGAGUCAUGGCUUGCUUCUCAUGCUGGAGAACAUCGACAGGAGGAAAAAUGAAAUUGUUCCUAUCGAUUCUCACCUCGAUGCAGAAAUACUGCAGGACCAGCACAAGCAGCUUACGCAAAUAAGGCAGGAGCUCUUAGAAUCCCAGCUCAAAGUGGCCUCGCUGCAAGACAUGUCUUGCCAGCUGUUGGUGAACGCUGAAGGCACAGACUGCUUAGAAGCCAAAGAAAAGGUCCAUGUGAUUGGAAAUCGGCUCAAACUGCUCUUGAAGGAGGUCGGUCGUCACCUCAAGGAGCUGGAGAAGUUACUGGACAUGUCGAGCAGUCAGCAGGAUCUGUCCUCCUGGUCUUCUGCUGAUGAACUGGACACCUCGGGAUCUCUGAGUCCUACAUCAGGGAGAAGCACCCCAAACAGACAGAGAACGCCACGAGGCAAAUGUAGUCUCUCACAGCCUGGACCCUCUGUCAACAGUCCACAUAGCAGGUCCAUAAAAGGUGGCUCCGAUUCCUCCCUUUCUGAGCCUCAGCCAGCUCGGUCGGGCCGAGGUUUCCUGUACAGAGUGCUCAGAGCGGCCCUUCCCCUUCAGCUGCUCCUGCUGCUCCUCAUCGGGCUCGCCUGCCUGGUACCAAUGUCCGAGGAAGACUACAGCUGUGCCCUCUCCAACAAUUUUGCCCGAUCAUUCCAUCCCAUGCUCAGAUACACGAAUGGCCCUCCUCCCCUCUGAAGCAAGCAGAUGCCAUCUGCAGCGGUGCUGGUCGUGCAAGGAGGGUUUAGCCCAAAGCCAACCCAAACUAGCAAAAGGAGCACCUGGAUGCUGGCGAAGGCCUUCGGAGUGGUGGCGUUAGCCAUGUGUCCAAAUCAUGGCUUCGGAGGUGGAUGAUAAACAAUGACAGAAGGAGAGCAAAUAGAAGGUGUGGAAGAAAUGUUUGAAACUCUGAGCCUCAGUACUAAAGAGAUGAAGUACCUCCAACGUUCCCUGGACACGUGUGUCCUGGGCCUUUGGCCUGUUCUAUGCACAGCCAGGACUUUAGCACACCAUCUGGGCAAGUUUCCCACGGUGUGCCCCAUCCAUUCAUUAAAUGACGCCACCUGAGCGCCACAUUGGUAUCGAACGGUCUACCAACCAACCAGUGCUGAGCCUUGUAACAUACAAUUUUGAAGAGCUUAUAUGGCAGCUUUCCUUUUGCCUUGUUUUCCUUUGGGGCAUGAUAUUCUAACCUUUGCUUUAGAAGCACAAGCUGUAAAUCUAAAAGGCACUUUUUAAAAAAGUAUAAAGAAAAACUGGAUGUAAUAAAUAAAAUCAUGGAAGGAUUUAUGUGAAAAAAAGUUGAAUGUUAUAGUAAAAAAAGAGAUAUUUAUGUAUGUACAGUUUGCUAAAGCCAAGUUUUGUUUGUAUUGAUUUCUUUGCAUUUAUUAUAGAUACUAUAAAAUA